AUGGCGUCCUCGAACGAAGCGAGAGUUGCCCAUGUAAAAGUUAGUGAAAACCGCGAUUAUGAUGACGAAUACUGCGGCUCCAGCAGCUUGGAAGAUGCCGGCGAAAGUGCUAAACGUCGUCGUGUGGCAUACGACUGUAAAAAACCGUCUCACCAGAGAUUCGAGACAAGUAUGUCAACCGAUUCUAAACAUACACCUUCAUUAGAAUCCAAAGGCAAAAAAAGAAAACUCAGCGAAUCAAAAGAUCUCUGCUUAUGGGGCGAAAACUCGAGACCUUCAAAGCUAAGCAAGAUAUGGCCAGUCUUCGAUUCCGGAGGGUUUGGAGACGCCGCCAUCCUCAAGCUCCACGUGAUGCAGAAGUCCCCUCCAUUGAGGAACCCUCUGCUCUUUCAAAACUUCAAUCAGGGGUUCAAUUUGGCAGAAAUUCAUCAGGAUCCAUUGAAAAGAGACUGGUUCGGAGGUCUCAACGCUUGGUGGACACAAACCCAGAUGGUCAAUAAGAUGUCAGACGAUGACGUUACCAAGAAAAUAUUAACUUCAGUGUCCCGCCAACUAAGGAUCAUUAACACACAUUUUCAAAGAUCCAUGUUCAAAUACAAAUACCCAAGAGUUACGAGGUCGAACGUUCUUAUAGAAAGUUGUGGAAUGCGAAGACCGGCUACUACUCAUUUAGACAUGGCUUUGAAAGCAUUAAGGUUCCAAGCAAGUCCUAGAAGACAACUUCCUUGCUAUGGUAAUCUGGAAUUGCCGUUUAAGAUCAAGCAAGAGAAUGUGAACUCUCAUGUGUUUUCAGCCAUCAGUAGAAGUGAGAAUACUGAGAAAGUGAGUGAAGUUAAAGUUAAACUUGAAAACGAUAGAGUGAAGGUGGAGAAAGAAAGGGAGAAGGAGAAGGAGCGGGAGAGAGACAGGUCUCACUCUUCUCGCCACUCAUCGUCGUCCUCCUGCCACCACUGUCGGCGGCGCGCCCGCAUCAAGCGCUGCUCCAUCGGCGUGCAGUGCCGCCGGGACCGCGCCGGCCCCGCCCUACCGCAGGACAGCUGGGGACCGCUGGCUGUCAACCCUACUGUUAAAGGCCUCAAGUUUCACAGACUGAUGCGUGUGGAAACCCAUCCUAAUGGAGGAGCGAGCGUCGUGUACUUGCACCAGCGGGACGUGGACAUGCUCAACGCCCAACAGCAGGAAUCACUCGCAAAGGAGUUUCUUAAGCUGGUGUUCUCGGAGGACUCCGAGGGCUGGGCGCACUUCGUGUGCGGCGUGGUGCGUGGCGCGGCGGGGCGGUUCCCGUGCCUGCUGCAGUACCUCGCCGACGCGCACCCCAACCUCACCGUCAAGGCCGGCGUGCUGGCGCGCGCCUCCGACAUCGAGACCACCACCGUCAGCCGCUACUACCAGCAGGUACAACAGUCGUACGCGGCGGGCACGUUCCGCAGCGGGCCGCUGCACCAGAUCUCGCUGGUGGGCACCGUGCACGAGGAGGUGGGCGGAUACUUCCCCGACAUGUUAGACAUGCUCGCCCAGUGCCCGUUCCUCAACAUGACAAUGCCGUGGGGACCCAUGUCCGCCGUAGAGAUGGAACCUCAGGAGUCCAACGACGGUCCAAUUCUGUGGAUCAGACCGGGGGAACAAUUGGUGCCUACCGCAGAACUUGGCAAGAGUCCUAUCAAGAAAAGAAGGACGGGUAUCAACGAGCUGCGCAACCUGCAGUACCUGCCGCGCUGGAGCGAGGCGCGCGAGUUCCUGUUCGAGGACCGCACGCGCGCGCACGCAGACCACGUGGGCCACGGGCUCGACCGCAUCACCACCGCCGCCGUCGGUGUCCUAAAAGCGAUCCACUGCGGCGACGAGUCGGACCGCGGGCGCAUCACCAAGGACGUGGUGGCCUUCCACGCCGGGGACUUCAACAAGCUCGUGCAGCUUCUGGGCCUUGACUUGUACGAGCCGCCCAUCUCGCAGUGUGUCACCUGGUUGGAGGAAGCGAAGUUGAACCAGUUACGUCGCGAAGGUGUUAGAUAUUCAAGACUGCCACUGUGCUCCGAUGACAUCUACUUCUUGCCAAGGAAUAUCAUUCAUCAGUUCAGAACUGUGUCUGCUGUCACUUCAGUUGCGUGGCACCUGCGCCUGAAGCAGUACUACCCCAGCUCGUCCGCGUCCUCGCCCGCCGACGAGCGGCCCGCGCCCGACCCCGCGCCCGCCCCGCACCCGCCCCAAGAAUCGAAACCGUCGAAGACGUCAAAACAUAAAGUGGGUGUGAUUGAAAUGAGAGCUCUGAGUGCGAAAUUACAUCAAAAAUUAGAAAAAACUGCACUGAAAAUAGAACGAAAUAGAAAAAGCGUAGAAGUGCAAACGAAAUCAGAAAAAGAAAAGAAAACAGAUUCAAAGUCAGAAAAAGUAGAUGAACCUGAGUCAAAGUCUGAUAAAACAGAGUCUAAACUUGAUAAACAGGAAAUUAAGUCUGACAAGUUAGAUAUUAAAGCUGAAAAGUCCGAAUCUAAAUCUGAUAAAUCGGACAAGUUAGAUUCUAAGUCUAAUAAAUUGGAUGUUAGGUCUGACAAAGAUUCUAAGUCGGAAAAGAUUGAAGUGAAGACGCCAGUUAAAUUGGAUCCCAGAUCUGAUAGAAUUGAUUAUAAUAAAAGUGAGUAUACGCCUGAAAAAUUGCAUACGAAGUUCGAUAGACUAGAUUCGAAGACAGAAAAAACGGACCAAUUGUCAGAAAAAUCAGACAAAAAUGAGUCAAAGUCAGAUAAAGCAGAAUCUAAGUAUAAUGAUAAAACAGAUCUAAGACUAGAAAAAGCUGACAAAGAAAAAUCAGAACAUAAAUACGAAAGGGAAAAAUCUGACAAAUCUGAUAAAAUUGAAAGCAAAUCUGACAAACUUGAGAGUAAAUCUGACAAAUUAGAUUCAAAGUCAGACAAAAUAGAGGCAUCUGACAAAAAUCACAGGCAUAAAGAUGACAAGCAUCGCUCCGAUCGGUCAGAGCGCUCCGAUAGACAUGAUCACCACAGACGUCAUUCAUCAUCGCGUCACAAAUCUUCACACCACAAGUCAGAGAAGCAAAGAGACCACAAGAAAGAACACAGAACGUCAGAUGAUCGAAAAUAUGACAAGGUAAAACAUAGGUCAGAAAAAUCUGACAGUAGGGACAAAGUGGCCGUUGAGAGUGGUAAAAUACCACAGAUGGUGGUCCACCGACCACCGGAUUAG
This is a messenger RNA of Arctia plantaginis, 3201 nucleotides long. The record is from the annotation of a GenBank genome assembly. Lineage: Eukaryota; Metazoa; Arthropoda; Insecta; Lepidoptera; Erebidae.